This is a messenger RNA of Punica granatum (pomegranate), 2016 nucleotides long. Lineage: Eukaryota; Viridiplantae; Streptophyta; Magnoliopsida; Myrtales; Lythraceae. The record is from RefSeq and is a predicted model, not a curated record.
ACAAUGAUAUAUAAUGAAAACAAAGCGAAACGUUAGUCCUGGAAAGGGCUUAGAUGUCGAAAACGUGAAAUUAUGGGGGUUCAAAGUGAUGAAAAUCCAAACCUAGACGAUCAUCUUGGCCCAAAAAAAAUAAAAAUAAUAAAAAAAAAGGACGAUCAUAACCCGGAUACUCCAGCCGAAAAGGCCAGAUCAACUCGACGCGCCGGAAACCACGCUGCAUCUGCCCAGGACCAUCGGCUAGACCGAUAGAGGGGAGAACGGGACCGGACCAGGUGCGAUUGGGAAGCACAUACGCCGGGCUUACGGAGUAGUUAAUCAGCUGGGCCCCAAGAUUACGCGCCGGUAAAAAGCGACGCCUCUCUACGCUCCACUUUUUUUAUUUUUAUUUUAUUUUAGUCCAGAGUUCAAACCUAAUCCGCAUUCUCCGACAACACCGAGCCGCCGGUGAGAGAGAGAGAGAGAGAGAGAGAGUGUGUGUACGCGCGCUUGUCGUCGGAGUUUCAGAGACCAUGGACGUCGAUGCCGAAGCAGCCGCCUCCACCAACCCGCUCACUCCACCACAGACGUCUCUCCGCCGCCGCAACUCGAUCGCCGCCCCGGUUACAAUAUCCGCCAAGGCCAAGCUCUCUGUCUCUCUCCCGUCCUUCGCUUCCACCAACGGCUCUGCCGCCGCCGCCCCGCCGCGCCAGCAUCUCGAGCUCGAUCUCUCUGACGCCCUCCUCAAGGGGUCGACGCCCUCAUCCCUUAGCUACACCUCCCUCAAGGACCUCCUCCCCCAGUUCUCCGCCGCAGCCAUAAACUCCCCCACCGCUGCGUCCUCGGCCUCCGGUCGGUCGGGCUACGAGAUCUCGAUCCGCAACCACCUUGUGAAGCAGGCCGCCUGGGCCUACCUCCAGCCUAUGUCAGCCUCCCCGGGCUCGUCCGUGCCUGGCGUUCUCCAACGCAUCUGGUUCCGCCUCUGCUCUCCAGUCGACGCCUGCCUUGGCUUCGUCAGCUCCCGGCUCAUCCCCUCUAUAGCCCGGGCCAUCUAUCGGAUACUCCGAACCCUUCUCUGUUGCUCCACCCGAUAGCCCGGUAGCAUCAACCUUACGUCAGUCGAAAGUCAUACAGUUUUCUCUACACUCAUGAUAAAUAAAGAUAGGCUAUCUGCGUUCUGUGCAUCGGCUCGAAGUUUUUUGGAGAAAGGGCCGUUUGUUUAGAGUGCUGGCUUUGGUUUCAAGUCUUAUUCUGUUUCGUCCCAGGCCGGGAAAGUGAAGAAAUGUCGCUUUCCAUGGCAAAAUUUGAGAAAGGAUCAAUAAAUGGAUUGACAGAAUACAAGAACGAAUGAAUAAAUGUACUCAAAGGUUACAACUUUACGAGGAUGCAAGGGAAAGAGAUAAAGAGAACAUUGUACUGGUGAGAUUGUACAAAUUUUGUGCCUCAUGUGGUUUGACUGUUAGCAUUCGGUUCGGGUUUAGAGCGCCUAAGCCUAAGGCAAGGGCUGUCAGACUUCUCGUCUGAUUGGGAGUCUCCAGCAACAGCAGCAACCGGUGACCUUAGCUUGCUCUUUGGUGUUGUCUCCUCUUCGACAUAAACAAACUCUGCCUGGCCACUGGUCUGAUGAACUUGCACGUCUUCGAAUUUUGGGCUCUCUGACAUCGCUCGGUUGAUGGAGGUUGAGGGAGACGGUGAACGCUUCUGAUUGCUCGAGUCCUGUCAACAGAGUGAACAAUGAGCAGGGUACGAAUUUAUUCACUUCACAGUAUAAUGUUGAAGUACUGCUAGGAUUGAAUUCAUUGUUUGUCGCUCGUAUUACUAGUCAUACGGCUACUUCCUUCAGUUAUAGAAUAUGAAUACCUGCAAGUCUACCAAAUUUUGACCCCCAAUCUUUAUUUGGGACUGAAGCUUGGGGAGCAGUAUUAUCAAGCAACGCAGAUUGCCGAGUCCUUUUUCGGCAAAACUAUUUCCUCAUAGCGAAAGGUUUCUGUUACCCGGAUUCUCAUUCUCAUUAUAAUAAAAGCCUAACAUUUCCAUCUC